Messenger RNA from Salvelinus namaycush (lake trout), 4260 nucleotides. Its product is annotated as semaphorin-3B-like. Lineage: Eukaryota; Metazoa; Chordata; Actinopteri; Salmoniformes; Salmonidae. Gene Ontology annotation, biological process: negative regulation of axon extension involved in axon guidance; negative chemotaxis; neural crest cell migration. The record is from RefSeq and is a predicted model, not a curated record. Gene Ontology annotation, molecular function: chemorepellent activity; semaphorin receptor binding. Bases 445 to 2862 code for a protein of 805 amino acids. The transcript has 18 exons.
UGGGAGAGUGAUAGAGUAUAUCAGUCAAAGAAAGAACCAAAAGGCAGAGGGAAAGAGUGUGAGAGAACUACUAUGCUCUGUCCCACUCCCUGAAUGUCUUCCCCUUCUCUACAGCCCAGAGAGAGAGAGAGAGAGCAAGAGCAAGAGAGACUACCUUUCCUUACUCUGGACUCUACUGCUCCACCAUGGCACCUGUCACAGACAGAGAGACACUGACCUAGAAGCGCUACAGUACCAGGAACACAGAGUACAAAGGUUCCAGUGCCACUGUGAGAAGCUGCUUCAGUCCCAUCAGAGCUGAGAGGUGUACGGUACAGCAGACGCAGAACAGGGAACGCCACACUACAUAGGAAGGCUGACAACCGAUUGGAGAGGAGAGUGACGACAACAACCCAACCCAUUCCAACGCUAGCCGUGCCAGGCUACUGCCAACCCCAGGACGCCAUGAUGAUGACUGUAAUGAUGGCGAUGAUGGUAACAUGUAGCUCCCUGCUCCUCUUGGGGCUCAACGCCUCCCAGGUCUCGUCCAGCGGAAUCCCCAACACCAGCGACUCCUCUUCACCCUCCUCGUCCUCCUCACACCCAUCCUCCUCCUCCUCCCCUCGCAUGAAGCUCUCCUACAAAGAGCUGCAGCAGUUCCACGGCGUGCGGCGGUUCGAGCUGGAGCGCUCGUGCUGUUUCAGCGCUCUUUUAUUGGAUGAGGAGAGGGGACGGCUGUUCGUGGGCGCACGCAACUUCCUCUUGUCACUCAGCCUGGAUAACAUCGCCAAGCAGGAGCACAAGAUCUACUGGCCAGCCCCGGUGGACUGGAGGGAGGAGUGUAACUGGGCAGGAAAGGACAUCAAUACAGACUGUGUGAACUAUGUGAAGAUAGUGCACCACUACAACCGCACCCACCUAUAUGCCUGUGGAACCGGGGCCUUCCACCCCACCUGCGCCUUCGUAGAGGUGGGACAGAAGAUGGAGGACUAUGUGUUCAGGAUUGACCCGUCCAAGGUGGAGGAUGGGAAAGGGAAGAGUCCAUAUGACCCCCGUCACCCUGCAGCCUCAGUACUGAUAGGUGAUGAGCUGUAUGCGGGUGUGGCCACAGACCUCAUGGGAAGAGACUUCACCAUCUUCCGCAGUCUGGGGGGACGACCGUCCAUCCGCACUGAACAACACGACUCACGCUGGCUCAACGAGCCUAAGUUUGUGGGUUCGUUCUGGGUGCCAGAGAGUGAGAACCCAGACGAUGAUAAGAUCUUCUUCUUCUUCCGGGAGACGGCGGUGGAGGCUCAGGGUCUGGGGAAGUCCACCUACUCCCGUAUUGGACAGCUCUGCAGGAAUGAUAUGGGUGGCCAGCGUAGUCUGGUCAAUAAGUGGACCACCUUCCUGAAGACUCGUCUCAUCUGUUCUGUGCCAGGCAGUGACGGCAGUGACACCUACUUUGAUGAGCUCCGGGACGUAUUCCUGCUGCAGACCAGGGACAGGAAGAACCCUCUGGUCUACACCGUCUUCUCUACCUCUAGCAGUGUAUUCAAGGGAUCAGCCGUGUGUAUCUACACCAUGAAUGACAUCCGCAGGGCCUUCCUGGGGCCCUUCGCCCACAAAGAGGGGCCAAACUAUCAGUGGGUCCCCUUCCAGGGCAAAGUCCCCUACCCACGCCCUGGCAUGUGCCCCAGCAAGACAUUCGGCAGUUUCGAGUCCACCAAGGGUUUCCCUGACGACGUGAUCCAGUUUGCGCGUCACCACCCUCUGAUGUUUAACCCUGUAUACCCCCUGAACCGCCGGCCAGUCUUCCUGAGGACCAACGUAGACUACAGCUUCACCCAGAUCGCUGUGGACCGGGUGGGCGCCGCCGACGGGCAGUAUGACGUCAUGUUCAUUGGCACAGACAAAGGGACAGUGCUGAAGGUGAUCUCUGUACCUAAAGAGAGCUGGAAGAACAUGGAGGACCUGCUACUGGAAGAGCUAGAGGUGUUCAAGGAUGCCUCAUCCAUCAUUAACAUGCAGAUCUCCUCAAAGCGGCAGCAGCUGUAUGUGGGUUCAGACACGGGUCUGGCCCAGGUUCCUCUGCAUCGCUGCAGUGUCUAUGGGAAGGCCUGUGCUGAGUGCUGCCUGGCCAGAGACCCAUACUGCGCCUGGGACGGCACCUCUUGCACCCGCUACCUUCCCAACACCAAACGGCGUUUCCGUCGUCAGGACGUGAGGAAUGGAGACCCCAACACCCUGUGUUCAGGAGACCACCACAAGCACCGUGUGUCAGAAAGGAGGCUGUUUGGGGUGGAGGGGAGCAGUACCUUCCUGGAGUGUAUCCCCAAAUCCCUGCAGGCCAGAGUGACCUGGACCUUCCAGAAACACCCCCACAACCCCAGGGAAGAGCUGCGUCUUGAUGACCGUGUCCUGCACACAGAGCGGGGACUGUUGGUAAGGAGGGUACUGAAACGUGACACGGGCCUCUACCAGUGCCACGCCAUGGAGCACGGCUUCACCCAGACCCUACUGGACAUCACACUGGAGGUAGUACCCUCCUCUUCCUCCUCCCCCUCUCCGCCUGCUGACCCUCUCCUUCGAUUGGACCCCCGUAGCGGCGGCCCACCCUCCACCAAUCAGAAGAUGUGGUACCGGAACUUCAUGCAGCUGGUGGACCACCCCAAUCUUAGCACCGUGGACCAGAUCUGCGAGCAGGUCUGGGCGCGCAAGAAUGCCCAAUCGGAAAAGAGCCUCCCGGCUUCUCCUGCCAAACAGGCCCCGCCCCUUGGCCCUGUGGUCCAGGCCCCUAACAAGAAGUGGAAGCAUCUUCAGGACAUCCGCAAGGGGAGGAACCGCCGAACCCACGACGGGAAGCCCUCCUCACGAGCACCGCGAAGUGCAGGGGAGUAGCAACAGACAGAGAGAGGAGAAGGAGAGGGACUGAUACAGAGUUUAGGGAGAGAGGAAAAAAGAGGAGGAAAAGAGAGGGACAGAGACUGAUAGAGACCAAGAACUUAUGGAGGUCAACCACACACACACAGCACCUCCUUCUUUGUGAAUAUUUACCUUCCGACACCCCACUAUCUACUGCCCCAUGAUGCUUCACUCUUCCCUGACACCUGACACCUGACUACCACCCCUUGCUUGUAUUGCCUCCUAUUAAUACCCCAUCCUAAUUCUAUCUGCCCCAGCUGUCAGUCACUUUGUAUGCACUCUGCUGGAGAGCUUCUGAUAGAGACCUCACCACAGCAGAAUAAACUGAGCAGACAGCCAGACAGACAGCCAGACAGACAAGUUAAAGGAUGGCUCAGUGUGUGUAACUCAAUCUCUCAGCGGAAAUACAACUGGCUCGUAACUGGAAUAUCAGAAUGGAAACAGACAUACACACAUUUACAACCCAUGAUGACAAUGAAUUUGAUGAUGAUAUGGAUGACAAAUCGUGAGAUGGACAAAAACAAUGGGAUCAAGACAGAAUACACAUAACUCCAAAUGCAGAUUGAUCCACGUAGAUGUAAUCACAUUUCACGUGUUUUAUAUGCAAAGAUAAGAUAAUAAUGUAGAUGUGUGCUUUGUGGUAGAGCUAGGCUUUGAUAUACUUCUUAGCAUUUUGGUCCAAACAACUAGAGAUUGGAGAAGGCACUAUACUGUCAUUCCAGUGUAUAUAGAGUACUCACAAUGAGGGUAGAUUCUGAAGCAGAAAGAGUGUACAGGAUCGAUACAAUGGUUCUAUUGUGAUUUUGUUUUACAAAAUGGCUGACAAGGUAGGGCAAGUGGAAGAUAUUCUACAUAUAUGUUCAUGGGGUGACAAGAAAUAUGUUUUGUGUUUUAUUUAGUCUUUUAUUUAAAUGAUCUGUGUGUAUUUUCUGAUUGUAAUGACUUGUGUUGUGUGCUGACACAAUUCCAUGUGGGAGUUGAGAUGGUACUAGUGACAGACUGCACAACAUCAAUGUGUAGAUGGGAUUGCAAGGCCUUGUGAAAGAAUAGUAGACUUUAAAUACGACAUCCCAUCUUUGGGCUAAAAGCAUGAUAUUUAUGUGUGAAAACAUCUUGAUUCUUAUUCUAAAUGGUACCUACUUUGUUCUUUGUUCUGUGUGUCUGUGUGUCUGUGUGCAUGUGUGUGUGCGUGCGCGUAUUGGCAAGAGAGCUGAAGAGUGUUUCUGGUCAAUUCCCUGCUGUGUAAUAUGUCCAUUAUAUCAUAAACACAUACAGACAAAUAUCACCACUGAGGUGCCAAGAAUUCCAAAAAAUGACCGUUUUGUCUGAAUUCAAGGACAAUAAUCAGGUACAAUAAAACAAAAUGAUAAAAUA